Messenger RNA from Antechinus flavipes (yellow-footed antechinus), 5228 nucleotides. It is a transcript of the gene GAB2, whose product is annotated as GRB2 associated binding protein 2. The record is from RefSeq and is a predicted model, not a curated record. Lineage: Eukaryota; Metazoa; Chordata; Mammalia; Dasyuromorphia; Dasyuridae.
UUCUUUAAUGUUCACUGAAUGAAUGGACAACACUGGGAGAGAGGAAGUGCAAAUUUGAUCACAAUUUACAUUCUUUUUACAAGCCUUUAAAGGUUUACAGAGCACUUCCUUCAUAUCCCUUGGAGGUAGGAGUGGCAGUAUAGUUAGCCCCAUUUUGUAGAUGGGAAAAAUGAGUCUCAGUAACAUUUGUGGAGGGUAAAUUGUAUCCAGAGUUGGAAUAAUAAUGAGUUUAUAUGCAUUUUAAAAAAAUUUUAAUAGCCUUUUAUUUACAGGUUAUAUGGAUGGGUAACUUUACAGCAUUGACAAUUGCCAAGCCUCUUGUUCCAAUUUUUCCCCUCCCCCCCUCACCCAGAUUACCAUCUAGAUAGUAGAUGAUCAGUAGAUGUUAAAUAUAUUAAAAUAUAAAUUAGAUACACAAUAAGUGUACAUGACCAAACCGUUAUUUUUAUGCAUAUUUUCUUAACCCUUAUAUAGGUUACUACAAGGAUCAGGAGAUUAUACUGAGUUGGAAGGGACCUCAGAGAUGAUUUCCAACAUCCUCAUUUUCUAAGUACCGAAACUGAACUAGAUGAGAUUUACCUAUAUUCACACAGAUAUUAUGUAGCAAAGUCGAGAUUGGGUUUUACUAAGGAGUUUUCUACUCCAUCAGUGUCUUCUGCAUUAUUCCUAUUGUAAACUCAUUGAAAGUAGGAAUCCUUUCAUUCUUUGCAUAUAUAUUCUGAGCACCUAGCACGAUGCCUGUACCAUAGUAGGCGCCUGAUAAAUGCCUGUGGGUUGUCAAUCUGCUCGAAGAAACCAAGUGAUUUAAUCAAUCAUUUACAGGAAUUAUCUUUAGUAAAAUUCGAAUUCUGCUCUUACCGGAUUCCCAAAAACUGUUUCUCCUACGCUAGAGAUAAGGGUGAUUGAUUUAAUGUGAUUUAUUAUUAGUCUAAGCUUAAUAUAGCUUGAUAUUUAUGUGUGUAUAUAUACAUACAUACAUAUGUGUGUGUGUGCUUUAAAAAGCCCAUCCGGGUGAGGGGGCCAGCCUUUCCCACUGCAGGCGCGCGUACCUCCCAUCGCCACCCCGCUGACCCCACCUCUCCCCCAGCCUCCUCCCUUCAGAGCCCGGAGUCCGUCCACAGCUGAGCAGCCGCCGUGUUUGUGUCUUUAAAGCGGCUCACCCGGUGCCUUGCUUUACACUGCGAUGUGGGCGUGGUAAAAAAAAAAAAUCGCGUUGGAAACCCGGGGCAAAAGCAGUUUCCUGCCUUUUUAGAGCCCCAAACAGCUGGGUUGUUUUUUUGGAAAGUGUCUCUGUGUGUGUGAGCGAGACAGAGACAGGCACACAGACAGCGCGAGCCGACCGUGGCCGUGGCCGUGGGUCUGCGCGAGCCUCUGGCGGCAGCUGUGAGCAGAACGGGCUGGGACGCGGCGCGCUCAGCGCCCCUCAGCCGCAGCAGGGAAGGUUCAAGCCGCGGCCCGGGUAGUGGGCUUGCUCUGGACGUGCUAAAAGGCGGCAGAGCCUUGGGGCUGCUCAGACCUUCACCCCGACAGCUCCCGGGGGCCGCUCCAGGCCGCCGACUGCGAGUGGAUCGUGACUGGUGAAUGCCCCUGGCCGGGGGCUACGGCAGAUACAGCCCCCCUCGGGUGCCUGGGCGAAGAUGAGCGGCGGUGGGGAGGUGGUGUGUGCCGGCUGGCUGAGGAAGUCACCCCCGGAGAAGAAGUUGAGGCGCUAUGCGUGGAAGAAACGUUGGUUCGUUCUUCGCAGUGGGAGGAUGAGUGGGGACCCAGACGUGCUGGAAUAUUACAAAAAUGACCAUUCCAAGAAGCCCUUGAGGGUCAUCAACCUCAGUUUCUGUGAGCAGGUGGAUGCAGGCCUGACUUUCAACAAGAAGGAGCUCCAGGAAAGUUUUGUGUUUGACAUCAAGACCAGUGAUCGCACCUUCUACCUGGUAGCUGAGACGGAAGAAGAAAUGAACAAGUGGGUGCAGAGCAUCUGCCAGAUCUGUGGCUUCAACCAGUCGGAUGAGAAUGCAGACUCUCUGAGAAAUCUUCCCUCUGUUGGUCAUGGUCCCCGCUCCUCCCCAGCAGAACUCAACAGCUCCAACCCACACCUGCUUCGAGAGCGCAAAUCCUCGGCCCCCUCGCAUUCCAGCCAGCCAACUUUGUUCACUUUUGAAGCCCCAGCAAACCACACGCAGACCACCUUGUCCACCAGUGCCCCCCAGGACUAUCUCUUUCUGCACCAAUGCAUAAGCCGAAGAGCAGAGAAUACAAGGAGCGCCAGCUUCUCCCAGGGCACCAGGGCUUCCUUCUUCAUGAGGAGUGACACGGCUGUGCAGAAGCUUGCCCAGGGGAACGGGCACUGCAUGAAUGGCGUCAGUGGCCAAGUGCACGGCUUCUACAGCCUGCCCAAGCCCAAUCGGCACAACUCGGAGUUCCGGGACAGCGCCUACGACCUCCCUCAGAGCCUGGCCUCCCACCCCGCCAGCCACACCAAGGGCAGCCUCACCGGCUCCGAGACAGACAACGAUGAGGUGUACACCUUCAAGACCCCCAACAACACCCUGUGUAGGGAGUUUGGGGACCUCCUGCUGGACAACGUCGGCCCCGGGACCCCCCUCUCAGCCUACCAGAUCCCCAGGACGUUCACACUGGACAAGAACCAUAAUGCCCUGGCAGUAGGGCCCUCUGGGGACCCCUCGGUGGCUCCCCCGCCUCGGCCCCCCAAGCCAGGCCAGGCAGAGACUCCCCGCUGGGGCAGCCCCCAGCAGCGGACCCAGAACGGAGAGAGCGGCCGGGUGGUCUCCGUGGCAGCCACCAUCCCUCGACGGAACACUCUCCCAGCGGUGGACAACAGUCGUCUCCACCGAGCCUCUUCCUGUGAGACAUAUGAGUAUCCACAAGGUGGCCAGUCUUCAGAAUCUGUCAAUGAUGGAUUUAACUCCUUUAUGACAGGGAAAGCCGCCAUGGGACACACAGACAGCUCCAACUCAGAAGACAAUUAUGUGCCCAUGAACCCUGGGUCCUCCUCCCUGCUGGCCAUGGAGAGAGCUAAUGACAAUUCUCAGAGUGUCUACAUUCCCAUGAGCCCUGGGCCUCAUCACUUUGACCACCUCAGCUUCUCCUCUUCUGCUUUGCCCGUCCAUCGGGGGCCAGGGCGGGGGAGUGAGAUCCAACCUCCUCCCGUCAACCGAAAUCUCAAACCUGAUAGGAAAGCAAAGCCGACUCCUCUGGACUUGAGAAACAACACCGUCAUCGAUGAGCUUCCCUUUAAGUCCCCGGUCACGAAGUCUUGGUCUAGGGCAAUUCACACCUUCAAUGCUAGCUCUUCCCAGUCCUGCCGUCCCGUCUCCACUCAGAGCAUCACCAGCACCGAUUCAGGGGACAGCGAGGAGAAUUAUGUCCCCAUGCAAAAUCCUGUGUCAGCAUCCCCUGUUCCCAGUGGCACAAACAGUCCUGCUCCCAAGAAAAGUACAGGCAGUGUGGACUACUUAGCCUUGGAUUUCCAGCCAAGCUCGCCCAGCCCCCACCGAAAGCCAUCUACAUCAUCCAUCACAUCAGAUGAAAAAGUGGAUUACGUGCAAGUGGACAAGGAGAAGACCCAGGCCUUGCAAAGCACCAUGCAAGAGUGGACAGAUGUCCGGCAGUCCUCAGAGCCCAGCAAAGGGGGCAAGCUGUGAAGGGCAAGGCAAGCCCUGAACCCAGGGAAGGGGUCUCCCUGUAGCCGACUUCUUCCUGCCUCCCUUCUCCCUUCCUUGGGGUCCCUGGACUGCUCCUUGGGCCCAGCCUUUUUGACUCUUUCUCCUGAGGCCAAAAUAGGGGAGGAAGCGCGCUUGAGGGGAUGGAUAAAGCCGUCUCUCUGACCUCUGGGCACCAGCUCAGGACCACACCUUUGAGCAAUACUGAAAAUGCCCAGAAUCUACCUGCCCUUGCCUUUCUCCUUCCCAAGCUUUCGCUGAAAAGUCUCUGCCUCUGUCUCUAGUUCCCUAUUUCUAGGAUUUUCCUCUGAGCCAGGGUUGGCUGUCCUGGGGAUCCAGAAUUCAGAGCCCCCAACUCACUCUGUCACAGCCUCCUGCUCCCUGACUUCUGGCCUCUCUUAGUCUUGACAUAAUGUGUUUAAGACUCUACCCACCUGUCCCUAUAGGCUGGGACACAUUUUCCAGGAAAGAAGAAAUGGGGAGCCUUGGUUAGAGGUGUCUUUCUUACUAGGGGACUCUUGCCUUCUCUGUUUGGGGAAUCCCCAGAAGCAGGGAGAUCCCCUUCCCCAGGUCCAGGGCCUGCCUGUCUUGGCCAAGGAGGCUGGUUCUAAGAGUAGGAAAAUCCCAGCAGCAGGGAGCAGGGAUUCGGCUGAUAUUUGCAAUGUCCCACCUCCAGAGGAGCUGCUUCCAGCAACCCAGGAUGGGGAGAAGCAGAAUAGACCAAGGGGGACAAAAGAUCAAGACCAAGAUAUCAAGCACCUGGAUGCUGUGGACAUUAAAACUAUGGACUUGGGAGAUUUGAUGAGUGUACCGAGGCCCCUGCUGGAAUGGAGAAUCCCUGCUCAGCAGGAAGCUGCACCCACAGGCGGCUUGGGGCUAGAGUUAACGGGGUUCCUUUGUACACUUUGGAGGGUGGGACUCUGGGGGAUGGAGUGGACAUACUGUAGGCAAGAGGACAGACCCAGUAUUUGGAUGUCCGUAGUGUUAGAAGGGAACUGGCUUCCCACUGGAGUGUGCAGCCGUGGGAGGAAGAAUGUAGUGAAGGGAAUGAGGCUGAUGAAAUGUAGGAAGUGGGUAAGGGAAGGAAAGCUUUUGGAGGUUAAUGAAGAAUCUGAGGUACUUUAUGGGAGUGGAUUAAUAGGGAUGGAGGGUGAUGUCACAUGCUCAGUUAAAAUGCACCAGGUGUGUUUUUGUUAAUGUAAUGUUGAUGCUAUGUGAAUGGGAGAACUCCAUUGGGGAAAGGAGAUCAUGGAAGAAAUGCAGCAACGGAGACAAUGAAUGUUACAUGGAGAAGAGGAAAUGCAGAUAGGACUGAUGUUGUGUAUGUAAGGGAGAUGUGGGGUUUGUAGGAGUAAUUCUGUACAGGAGAUCUGUACAGGUUUCAAAGAUUGGGAUGAAAUCUAUUUCAAGGUCAAGCUGGGUAUUUUCCCUGUGUCCCUAUUCAGAAGAGGGCAAAAAUUCUCAAAACCAAGCCCAGAUUUUUUUUUUUGUCAGGGGGGAAAAGGAAGUCUUCUGGAUACAUGUCAAAAAAUGGAAGACCUUAGGAACUAA